AUGGACAGAGAUAAAGAAAUGAAGACGUCUUAUGAAGCCGAAUUCAACAAACUAAAAGUAUCUAAAUUCAUUUCAAGAGCAGAUACAUCUUUUGGUGGUAUCUACACUAUCCUGCCCCAUCACCCGGUUGUAAGGAGAGACAAAACAACCAGCAGAGUCAGGCCUGUUUUCAAUGGUUCGGCAAAACCGAAAACAGGUUUCAGCGCCAACGACUGCCUAGAAGAAGGACCCAAUCUGAACCCGGACAUUCUUGACGUGAUGUUACUGUUUAGGCUCAAUCAAAUCGCCUGGACAGCUGAUAUCAGACAAGCCUUCCUCAUGGUGAAGCUACUGAAAGAAGACGCGGAAGCGCUAAGAUUUUAUUUAGAAGACGAAGACGUCCCAGGAUCGCUGCAACUAUACAAAUGGAACAGGCUUCCAUUCGGACUAACAUGUAGCCCGGCAGUGCUAAGGAUCGUCUUAAAGAAACACUUGGAGUCCUAUGAAGGCGAGCUAGCAGAGAGCAGUCAACAGAUCCUACGCCACCUAUAUGUAGACGACUACUUAUCAAACGCGUCUACAGUAGAAGAAGCAAUGGCCGUAAUCGGAACUGUUCUGAAACUUUUUGCAGACGCAAAAAUGGACCUAAGAAAAUGGGUAACAAACAACAGUGAGCUGCGUAGAUAUCUACUAAAACAGAAUUUAACAGAAGACUCAGCCAAUUCACACUCGUGUCUUAAUCUAGACCCGCAGAAAGUGCUUGGUGUAAGGUGGAAUACAAGCACGGAUUGCUUUUAUUUCAAGUCGGAUGUGAUUGUAGACGCAGCUGCAAAAGUGAAAAUUUUAACGAAGAGAUUCUUCGCCAAGAUUUCAACGAAACUGUACGACCCACUUGGAUUAAUUGGACCCGUCACACUACAAUUCAAACUUUUAUUUCAAGAAUUGUGGCAAAUAAAGAUUGGAUGGGACGAUGAAGUACCCAAAGAGACGGAGAUCCAGUUCAGAGAAAUAGUAGAAGACCUAAAAGCAAUUGAGAAGAUACAAGUGCCAAGAAUGAUUUCUUUGGCACCAAACAAGCACAUGCAAGAGUUGCACAUAUUUUGCGACGCUUCAACAAAAGCAUAUGGUGCAGUGGCUUACGCGAAAUCGCAACAUCCAAAUUUCGUCCGCCUAAUUUGUUGCAAGACAAGAGCAGCGCCACUUCCGAAGAAUGAAGUAUCGCUACCGAGACUAGAAUUGCUUAGUGCCGAGCUCGGUAGCGUUUUAGCUGAAAGAAUUGUCAAUGCAAUUGACAAGGUCCAAUGGAAAGUGCAUCUUUGGACAGACUCAAUGGCAACGUUAGGAUGGAUAAGAGGUGAGCCAACCCGUUGGAAAAUGUUUGUCAGAAACAGAGUUGAGGCUAUUAGGAGCAGGUCCAACCCAGAAAAAUGGAGACACUGCCCUGGGAAAGACAAUCCAGCAGACUACGCAUCAAGAAGAACCACAGUCAAGAAAUUGAUUGCGGCUUCUUUUUGGUGGGGAGGUCCAUCCUGGCUGAUUUACGAAGAAAAAGAAUGGCCGCAACAAGGAAAUCUGACAUCAGAAGAAAUACAAUCGAUGGAGACUGAAGCAAAAUCCAAGACAAGAAUCGAAAGUCUUGCAGUUAGCAACACCCUGGAUUGGUUUGAUGCAUUGACAUCACGAGUAAGCAGUUAUUUGCGGUUCCUAAGAACAAUCGCCUGGAUGUUUAGGCUCUUUAGGAAGAAUUCUCUUAGCAAAGCAAUGGAAUUGGUCAGAGGAAAGGAGAUCCCAUGUCUUUCUGUCCACGAAAUCGCUACUGCCGAAAACUUUAUCUUGAAGUCUAUCCAGAAAAGGGCAUUUCCAGAAAUCUACGAAUCGCUUCAACGUGGAAAGCCGCCUGACAGACUGCUACACAACCUGGAAACCCUGAGACCUAUUUGGGAUGCGCAAGACAAAUUGAUUCGAGUGACUGGACGAGUAGGUCCAGCCUUAAAGGAAUUGCUGAUCGACCCGCCGAUUCUUCUCCCAGCAGGCGAGAAGAUUGUGGACAUGAUGAUCCAAUAUCAUCAUGUCAAACGAAAACAUGCCGGUGUCCAAAAUACUCUGACGUUUCUACGAAAUCGUUUUUGGAUAAUUCGUGCCCGCCAACGGAUCAAAAGUGUCAUCAAACAGUGCGUAAAGUGUCAAAGAGUGCAGUCGCGUCCCUUCAACGAAGAAACAGCUUCAAUGCCCUUGGAUCGUACCAAGAGAGCACAACCCUUUGAAGUUAUCGGGAUUGACUACUUCGGACCGAUGUAUGUCUUAGAAGAAGUCAUCCUAAUAGAAAAAGACAGUGAAGGGAACGAUAUCGAAAAAACUCGUGUAGGAGAAAAGAAAGUGCAUGCGUGUUUGUUUACUUGUGCCGUCACAAGAGCUGUGCACUUGGAGCUCGUGACCGACUUAACCGCCCAGACUUUUAUGCACGCGUUGAGAAGAAUGAUGUCGCGUAGAGAGGAUUGCAAAAUUAUCUACAGUGACAACGCGUCAACAUUUACAUGUGCGGCAAAACUGAUAUCAGAAGAUCCUACCCUAGCCAAUUGGUUGUCAAGCAAGGGUAUUACAUGGAAAUUCUCCCCCAGUCUAGCUCCAUGGUGGGGCGGGUUCUGGGAGAGAAUGGUGCGCUCCGUGAAAGAACCGUUAAGGAAAGUGUUGGGGAAAAUGAAGGUGAGCUACGACCAGCUUCAUACCAUUUUGGUCGAAAUCGAAGCUAUCGUGAACUCACGGCCUCUCACUUAUGUGUCUGAAGACGCACAAUCCUUUGAAGUUUUAUGUCCGCAAAAGCUGCUGACUGGAAGGCAACCUGGUGCCACAACAGAGUCACCCGACUCUACGAAAAUGAGCCGCGACGAGCUUAUCGAGUUAGAUAAGAAAAGAAGCGAGCACGCACUAACAUGGUGGAGGCUUUGGCAAGAUUCGUACCUGUCCGACCUUAAGCGAUUUUAUUGUCGCAAGGGUAAGGGUACGAGAAUCCCACGUGUUGGCGAAGUCGUCUUACUAAAAGAGCCGAACAUCAAGCGAAUUUCAUGGCCGACGGCCAUUGUUACUGAACUUGUUCCCGGCUACGACGGCAAAGUAAGGGCUGUUACCCUACGGCUACGAUCGGGAAAAGAAACCACCCGAGGCAUCCAGACUGUCUAUCCUCUAGAAGUGCAAGCCGAUAUCGACACAAUGCUCGACGACGCUGAAGCCAGCAAAAAGGAGACCACGACUUCCAAGAAGAAGAAGAAUCCACUCCGCAAGAAGAAAUUGGAAUCGCAGGAGGGAGCUGGCGAUUCCGGCGGGGAGGAUGUUGUGGAUUCUAAAGAAGACAACAACUACGGGGUUUCCAGAUUUGGAAGACCCGUCAGAAGACCUGCGGUGUUUGACAUUUAG
Messenger RNA from Daphnia carinata, 3390 nucleotides. RefSeq lists its product as uncharacterized. The record is from RefSeq and is a predicted model, not a curated record. Gene Ontology annotation, molecular function: nucleic acid binding. Gene Ontology annotation, biological process: DNA integration. The coding region runs from base 1 to 3390 and encodes 1129 amino acids. Lineage: Eukaryota; Metazoa; Arthropoda; Branchiopoda; Diplostraca; Daphniidae. The transcript has a single exon.